Molecule: messenger RNA, 1902 nt
Organism: Babesia microti strain RI
Lineage: Eukaryota; Apicomplexa; Aconoidasida; Piroplasmida; Babesiidae
Exons: 2
Coding region: 1-1902 (633 amino acids)
Source: RefSeq, a predicted model, not a curated record
AUGGAAAAUGAUCCAUGCAGUGUAGAUUAUCUACACAUAAAAUCGCAACACGAUGUAUCCACGAGAAAUUGCCAAAAUGGUGAUAAUUGUAAUAUUGAUGAUGAAAACAUUAUGAACGAUAUGGUAGAAACAGUUUUAAAUGAGUUAUAUGAUAAUGAGUUUGAUUACACCAUUUUGCAACAAGCUCAAAGUUGUACCCUAAAAGAGUUGUUCGAUUCUCUAGUAUUUAAUUGCAAACUAAGGGAUAUGUCAAUUGAUGAAAUUGACUGUUAUAAUGAUGAAUUUGCUGAUUUACAAUCGGUAGACUUUGGUGAGCCAAAUGAUUUCAAAACAGACUGUUAUUUGAAUCAUCAAGUUGUAGAAUUACACAAUCUGCAAUGCAUUUAUUACGAUAUCUUGCAUCCAAUAGACUCUGAUACUGAUGAAUCUUGCAUUUAUGAUGGUCAUUUUAAUCUAUUUGUCAAUAAAACGGAUGAAAAACUUAAGUUGCUUCAAUCUACCUCGGAUAUAGCAAAACUUGAAGGUGUGAAAACUGAGAUAAAUGUAUCCAAAAUAGACAAUAUGUCACAUGAAAAUGAAAGGGAAGACUAUAAAAAACAGGUAAAUUAUGAUGCAAAUUGCGGUAAAGAAGAUGAAUUGUCAUUAGAAUGCAAAAAAUACAACACAUAUGUGUAUGAUCAAACUGACAAAUGUACACCUGAAUUGUUCAUAAAAUCGUCCAGAAUAAUCUCAUCCAAACUAAACCAUCUUUCAUCCGAAGUGUACAAUAGUCAAAAUGACGGUGCUUUGGAUAAUAAGGUUGAAGAGACCAUGACUGGGAAUGUUGAGACUGUCAGUGAAAUUGGCAAACACGUUGCUCAAAAAAAUAUUGAGAAACUCGAACAAUAUAACCAAGUAAUUGGCGUAACUCAAGAUAAAAUUAAAACUGGAGAAACAACUUGCGGUAAUAUAAUAAAAGAUUCAUUAAAAACUAGUGAAAGUUUUGGUAAAUCCAUAGAUUUAUCAGAAACUAAUGAUAAACAGAUUGUAGUUGACUGUACUUCAGAGGAACUUAAAAGUGAUAUUGUCAAAAAACUUUCAAUAAAAUCAACAAAAAAUUUGGAUAAUGUUGAUGAUGAAACAGUUAAGGAGUCUUCUAUAGUUAACGAACAAUUGAUUAAAAAUAUAUCGGAUACAACUGAUAAAAAUGUAUCUAUAAUUAAAGACGGUGCAAACACUUCUGCUGUUAAAGAUUCAGGCACUAAAGAUUCAAUUGAAAUUGAACCGCCAAUAGAAAAUGACAACUCAAUUCUGCCAUUGGAAACUAAUGAGUUGCCGAUUGCAACAGGCGAAUCGCAUAAAAAGGUUGAUGGUGUAGCUAUGUCGGAAGAGGGUAAUAACAAAAAGCAAACACUCGAAGUUAGGCCAAAAUUGGAGUGUAAAACUAAUAGCGAUGAACAUACUAGUGACGGGAUAACUAAAUCUACUGAUAAUGGAGGGAUCGGUGAAUCAAUAAGAGUAGAGUCUACGGAUAAUAGUAAUAAAAACGCGAGCCCUGAAAAGGUAUCAAGUGAAGAAACUAAUGCGAAGAAUAAGGAGAAAGGUAAUAAUAAAAGGAGGAGUAUCACCCAAAGAGGGAUAAAUUCUACUGUCUACAUUAUUACAGCAAACAAAAAUGCCACUUUCGCAGAGUGCAAAAUCAAAUAUGACACGAAGAAUCACACACUACUAAUUAAAAAAUCCAACAAUACAUUCGAAAUACAUUCAAAUAAUAUAAUGGCAGCGGUUAUAUCCAAACCUAAUGACAUUCCGAUUUUGCUCAAAAUUUCAAUCAUCGGACAGUCCACAGUUAUGGUUCUCAGCUUUGAAGAUAAAAAAAUAGUUGAUGAACUUGAGGCAUUACUCAAUACUAAGACUCUUUAA